This is a messenger RNA of Penicillium coprophilum, 675 nucleotides long. RefSeq names its product GNAT family N-acetyltransferase. The coding region runs from base 1 to 675 and encodes 224 amino acids. Gene Ontology annotation, molecular function: acyltransferase activity, transferring groups other than amino-acyl groups. Lineage: Eukaryota; Fungi; Ascomycota; Eurotiomycetes; Eurotiales; Aspergillaceae. The record is from RefSeq and is a predicted model, not a curated record. The transcript has a single exon.
AUGGCACCAAAAUCAAAGCUUAGGACCUCAAUACAGCCUCCACCAGGACCCAGCGCAAAACUAGUACUCCCACUCGAAGACACUAGCACCAACACCAACCCCACUAUCUUCAACGAUGCAAUGAUGAUUCGAAAGGCCGUCUUUAUCGACGAGCAGCACUGCGCUGCGGAUUCCGAGAUCGACAGCGACGAUGCCCGCAGCUGGCACUGGGUACUAUACGACAACUCCACCGCAACCUCCACGCCUGUGGGGGUGAUCCGCCUGGUACCUCCACCACAGGCGCCUCACACCCAUCUCACGGAACCACAAACGGCAGUUGGGCAGGGAGCUCUUGAAUACGACUGGGCACACGAACCCUGUAUCAAGCUGACGCGGGUGGCGAUCGUGCCGUCGUUCCGCGGCCUCGGACUUGGGCGACUAUUGGUGGAGACGGCAUUGGAGUGGGCGGCUGUGCAUGCGGCAGAUAUAGACGAGGCUGUGGCGCACACUGCUGCGAGAGUCCAGUCAUCUGUUACUCCGAUCCCGUGGCAGGGUCUGGUCCUUGUACAUGCUCAGGUGGAUGUGGAAGGCAUGUAUGCUGGGCUUGGAUUUGAAACGGAUCAGUCGCUAGGUCGGUGGGACGAGGAAGGAAUUGAGCAUGUGGGUAUGUUUCGGCGGGUGGUUCUGGAUAAAUAG